AUGUGAGCGGAGGCAGGACGGGACUGAGGGGACAGAGGGACGGAGGGACAGCGGGACAGACAGGGUCUCUCCGCCCGUCUCGCACAUGAUCGGACUAUGAGUGCAGCGCGGGAGAGGAGCGAUCGCGUCGUUUACAGUGUUUUUUUUUUGUUUGUUUUUUGCCCUUUUCCUUCCGUUAACAUUUCUUGUUUGACUGCGCGGACACUGAUGUGUGAGGAUCAGUGAGGAGCCGCGAGCCGCGAUGGAGCCCGUGACCAAGUGGACGCCGAAGCAGGUCGUGGACUGGAUGAGAGGACUGGACGACAGCCUCCAGCAGUACGUCGGCAACUUCGAGCGGGAGAAGGUCAACGGGGAGCAGCUGCUGAAGAUCUCGCACCAGGACUUGGAGGAGCUGGGCGUGACGCGGAUCGGACACCAGGAGCUGGUGCUGGAGGCCGUGGACCUGCUCUGCGCUCUGAACUACGGCGUGGAGACGGACAUCUUGAAGAACCUGGUGGUCCGGAUGAGAGCCGCCUCCGGCGACGUGCGCGCGUACGCGUCCGAGCGCCGCGGGAGCCCGUCGUACGACGGGAGGACGUCCCGCAAGCCCCCCAACGAGUUCCUCACCUCCGUGGUAGAGCUUAUCGGGGCGGCCAAGAGCCUGCUGGCCUGGCUGGACAGGACCCCUUUGACAGGAAUCAGUGACUUCACCACCACAAAGAACAAGAUCAUCCAGCUCUGCCUGGAUCUCACCACCACCGUUCAACAGGACUGCACUGUCUACGAAAUGGAGGAGAAGAUUCUAGAAGUUUCCAAGGUCUUGAAUGGCAUCUGUGAGCAGACCAUGAGAACUACCUCGGACCCCCUGACAAGCCAAGCCACCUGCCUGGACGAGGUCCAACUCGUCGACGUGAAGCCUGGCGAAGGACUGGGCAUGUACAUCAAGUCCACCUAUGACGGACUCCACGUCAUCACUGGCACCACAGAGCAUUCCCCUGCCGACCGCACUGGCAAAAUCCACGCCGGAGACGAGGUGAUCCAGGUCAACCAUCAAACGGUGGUGGGGUGGCAGCUGAAGAACUUGGUGGCGAAGCUGCGAGAGGACCCGGCCGGCGUGAUCCUGGUGCUCAAGAAGAGGCCCACGGGCAGCUCGGGAUUCACCCCGGCCCCCCUCAAGAACAUGCGCUGGAAGCCCCCCCUUGUGCAGAGCACUCCUUCCCUGACCAAAGGGCCGUCUCCAACUGGGACAGGAUGCAACUCCAUUAAAAAAGAGAAGCCAGCCAUCCUGGACCUCUACAUCCCCCCACCACCCUCGGUCCCCUAUACACCCCGAGACGGGAGGACCAGCUCGCACACAAACCUCAGCAAGAAGCCCAAAGGCUCCGAGUCGCCCAACUCCUUCCUGGACCUGGAGAGCAGGCGGCGCUUCACCAUCGCCGACUACGACAAGCUAGGCGUCUACCCUGUAGAGGCCAAAGUUCUGCAGACCCGGAUGAGAGAGCGAACUCCUUCUCGUGGUAAGCCCCGCCCCCUUUCCAUGCCAGUGGACACCUGUCUUGGGUCAACUGACCCCUUUGCCAGGCCUUGGAUGCCAGGACGAAAAGGGGAUGACCUGCUGUGCAGGUACCUGAGUAACGAACGGAUCCCCACGAUCGCGGAGGAGACGCCGUGCGGCCGCCGAACCGUCAGGGCCGCCGGCGAGCGACAGCUGGCGCGAGGCGUGGACCACAUCCGCGGCAGCCGCCUGCUCGUCGGCGCCGACUUGCACGGCAGCGCCACCAUCCCUUACCAGGAGGAUCCCCCCAGGAAGACCGCCGCCACCAAGUCCCGCCCCACGGAACCCUCGCUGCUGGUGCCUGGCUGGGGAACUCGCAACAGAAUUUUCGACAGAUACCAGUCUGGCAUCCGGUCCUGGUCCUUCUCUCAGGCGGCCUCUUUCCCCAUUUCACUGGCACCCAUGGCAGCUGACACUUACAACCCAGUCUCCUUGCGACCCAAGUCCAGGAAGAAGAGUCGAGGCAAUGCGACCAUGAGCCGGAGGAGGAUCUCCGUGAAGGAGCUGGGGCAGGUGGAUCACCAAGGCUGGCUGUACCGGAAGACGGAGGGCAAGGGCUUCCUGGGGAUCAAGUGGAAGAAGUACUGGUUCGUGCUGAAGAAGACGUCGCUCUACUGGUACACCAAUCAGGUGGCGGAAAAAGCCGAAGGUUACAUAAACUUGACCGACUUCGUGGUUGACCGGGCAUUGGAGUGCAAGAAGAAGUACGCCAUGAAGGCCUGCCACCCCCAAGUUAUGAUAUUCUACUUUGCGGCGGAGAACGGCGAAGACAUGAACACGUGGCUGAAUAAACUGGGACUGGCUGCCAUUCAGUACGGGUCGACGGAGAACACGGGAGAGUGCUACAGCGAAGCGAGUGAUCACGAUGAGGCCGACUCCGGUGACACCGCCCCUCCCCCCUAUUCGGAAGAACUGACCGCGGACCCUCAGAGUGUGCCACCCCACUACACUUCACCUCCUCAAAGUGAGGCCUCAGGCUCCGCCUCCUCUCCAGUUAGCACCAUGACAUCCCAGAGCUCUGCGUCCUCGAUGACCAAGAAUCGCCGGUCCUGGCUGGACAUCGUCUCGCAGUCGACCUCCGCACCCGUUCACUUGUCGUUCCCCCUAGAGGCCGAGGGGGAGAACGGCGGAGCGGCGCCCCAGGGGGAACCGGAGAGAUCCUCUGGGACAAAGUGCAUGGAGGAGGAAGCCGCAUUGGAUGAAAUGGAGCGCUUAUACAUUCACCUUAAGGAGGCCAGCCUGUCUCCCAUCGGGGAUCGGAAACCAUCCACAAAAAGGGACUUCAGAAAGUCGUUCAUCAAGCGAUGCAAAAACCAGACUAUGAACGAGAAACUGCACUUCAUCAGGACUCUGAACAGCACCCUCAAGGCUAAAGAGGCAGACUUGGCGGCCAUAGAGCAGAUUCUGGGGGAUCCCAACCUGACGGCGCACAAGUACAGGGAGUGGAAGGAGGCAAAUGUGCUGUUGUGGCAGGACACCUGUAACGAUCCUCGCCAGGGUGGCGAGGAGCACCUGGCUGCGGAAGCCAAUGCGGCACCGUACACGGAGAGCAGCGUGUGAGGAACCCGGUGCGUAGGGCCCCCGCUCGUGGCCCCCCACCUGUAUUGACUUGUAGCGGUUCUCCGGUGCCUGACCAAACUGCUGAUCCUGAACACGAGCGGAAGUCAAUGUGUGCUGCACUCAGAGGCCUGGAGAUCUCCGAACAGCCACUCGCUCGCUCUCGGCACCGUUGUAAACACUCAUGUUUUUAUCCGCUGUCUUGUGAGGAUUUUUUUAAAAGUGAUUUCCAGCACAAGGUUGUUCUUGGUUUUCCUUAUGGACAUAAGGAGAGCUGAAAAAUCUUGCUGUCCAACUGCUCAUGUGGAGACUGAAGACAGUGCUGUCCCCUCUCUCUCUCUCUCUCUCUCUCUCUCACCCACUUCUUAGACCUCCUGCACCGCACUUUUUCUUCUCUCAUUUUUUAAUGAUCCUGGAACAGUGGUAACCUGCAUUAUUUGGCUGUUCUGUCUUUUUUUGUUUGUGUUUUAUUUCUGCAGUGUUUUGUGUGACUGCAAAACACAGCCAGAUAUAUUGGUACAUCUGACAUUUUUCCAGUUGUUUAAACUGCUGCCUCAUCUCAAGAUGCUCCUCUCUCAAGCAAACCAAGUUUCUAAAUUUGCAGCGCUGCCUACGCGCUUGAAAAAGCGCUUGGGUUGCCGUGACUUGGACAUGCCUUAACAGUAUCGGAAGCACGGUGAUGACUGGUGAAUCCUGUCUGUCAGUCGCGUGACUCUUAAGGACUUCUGUAAGUGAAAUCAAAUAAGGUGCAAGUAUAUAUUGUAUGGUUUAC
Messenger RNA from Scleropages formosus (Asian bonytongue), 3863 nucleotides. Its product is annotated as connector enhancer of kinase suppressor of ras 3-like. The record is from RefSeq and is a predicted model, not a curated record. The transcript is spliced from 25 exons. Gene Ontology annotation, biological process: regulation of signal transduction. Gene Ontology annotation, molecular function: protein binding. Lineage: Eukaryota; Metazoa; Chordata; Actinopteri; Osteoglossiformes; Osteoglossidae. Bases 242 to 3094 code for a protein of 950 amino acids. Gene Ontology annotation, cellular component: membrane; cytoplasm.